Manis javanica (Malayan pangolin) is the source of this 3122-nucleotide messenger RNA. It is a transcript of the gene SLC44A5, whose product is annotated as solute carrier family 44 member 5. Gene Ontology annotation, cellular component: membrane. The record is from RefSeq and is a predicted model, not a curated record. Gene Ontology annotation, molecular function: transmembrane transporter activity. Lineage: Eukaryota; Metazoa; Chordata; Mammalia; Pholidota; Manidae. Gene Ontology annotation, biological process: transmembrane transport.
GCCGAGCGCGCAGCCGGGCCGCCGCCGCCGCCGCCGCCUCGCAGAUGCCAUCACAGCAACAAAGAGCUCGCUGAGCUGAGAGCCGCGGCGAAAGCUCGCCUGGACGCCACCGCGGAGCCCGGGGCAGCGGCAGGAAGCGCGUGGGGACCUCGGGGAGGGGAGGGGGCAGAAGAUGGCUCAGAAGAGAAAGCCCCCCAGCAGCAAGGGUGAUCCAAGGGUAUUUGAUCCUCAUUUCAAGGGGCCUGUUACCAACAGGAGGUGUACAGAUGUUCUGUGCUGUGUAGUCUUCAUGCUCUUCAUUAUGGGCUACAUUCUUUUAGGACUUACAGCUUGGGUACACGGUGACCCCAGGAGAGUAGCCUAUCCUACAGACAGCACAGGCCACUUUUGUGGCCAGAAGGGCACCCCCAAUGAGAACAAGACAGUUUUGUUUUACUUUAACCUGUUCAGCUGUUCCAGUCCCUCAGUGAUGGUAAACCUACAGUGCCCUACCACACAGAUUUGUGUGUCUAAGUGCCCAGAAAAAUUUUUAACCUAUGUGGAAAUGCAAUUUACAUACAGACAAGACAAAAACUACUGGACAUACUACAGCCAGUUUUGCAAGUCCAAUUCUGUUAAACCUGCAAAGACUCUUGCACAACUUUUACUGGAUGAUGAUUGUCCAACAGUGAUUUUUCCAAGCAAACCUUUUCUCCAGAGAUGUUUCCCUGACUUCUCUACUAAAAAUGGCACUUUAACAGUAGGAAAUAAGACAAUGUUUGAAGAUGGAAAUGGAAAGAAAAGAAAUGUUAUAGAACUCAGGGCAGCUGCAAAUGGUGUCAAUAAAAUCCUUCAAGCAAGAACAAUUGGAAUGAAAGUGUUUGAAGACUAUGCUACAACUUGGUAUUGGAUACUCAUUGGCCUGACUAUCGCCAUGCUCCUCAGCUGGUUGUUUGUGAUACUCCUGAGGUUCACAGCUGCAUUCCUCUUCUGGGUGCUCAUGUUGGGUGUGCUCGGAAUCAUAGGGUAUGGAAUAUGGCACUGUUACCGGGAAUACAGCAUUCUUCAGGGAAAGCCAAAUUCUCACUUAACUAUAUAUGACAUUGGGAUUCAGACGGAUAUAAGCUUGUACUUUCAACUGAAACAAACAUGGUUCGCAUUUUUGAUAAUACUCUGCAUUGUUGAAGCACUUGUCAUCCUCAUGCUGAUCUUCCUCAGGGAGAGAAUCCGCAUCUCCAUCGUCCUGCUGAAGGAAGGGAGCAAAGCCAUUGGAUAUAUCCCUACUACAUUAAUUUAUCCAUUCUUAACUUUCAUUUUCCUCUCAAUCUGCAUUUCUUACUGGGCUGUGAUUGCAGUUUAUUUGGCUACAUCAGGGGUACCUAUAUACAAAGUAAUAACCCCAGAGGGGCAAUGCAAAUACGAAAAUAACACCUGUGACCCAGAGAUUUUUAAUACAACUGAAAUUGCCAAAACUUGUCCUGGGGCUCAGUGUAUUUUUGUUUCUUAUGGUGGAAAGAGCCUGUACCAUCAAUACAUCACUACCUUCCAGAUUUUCAAUAUGUUUGUCUUCCUCUGGCUUAUAAACUUUAUUAUUGCGCUGGGUCAGUGUGCCCUUGCUGGUGCCUUUGCUUCUUAUUACUGGGCCUUGAAGAAACCUGAUGACAUCCCACCAUAUCCACUCUUUACUUCAUUUGGACGAGCCAUACGGUAUCACACAGGAUCCCUAGCAUUUGGAUCUUUAAUUCUUGCAUUAAUUCAAAUGUACAGAUUAGUCCUAGAAUACUUGAACAAACAUCUUAAAGAUGCCCAGAACAGAAUUUCUAAAUUCCUACAAUGCUGCCUGAAAUGCUGCUUCUGGUGUUUGGAAAAUGUGGUAAAGUUUUUGAACAGAAAUGCCUAUGUUAUGAUUGCAAUAUAUGGCAAAAACUUCUGCAGGUCAGCGAGAGAUGCAUUCAAUCUGAUGAUGAGAAAUAUUUUAAAAGUUGCAGUUAUGGAUAGAGUUACAGACUUUGUACUAAUCCUGGGGAAAAUUCUAGUUUCUGGAUGCAUAGGUGUUCUGGCCUUCUUACUCUUCACACAAAGAAUUCCAAUGAUCAUAGAAGGACCAACAUCUUUAAAUUACUACUGGGUACCUCUGCUGACAGUCAUUAUCGGAGCUUACCUCGUUGCGCAUGGGUUCUUCAGCGUCUAUGCAAUGUGUAUCGAUACAAUUUUCAUCUGCUUCUUGGAAGAUUUAGAAAGAAAUGAUGGUUCUGCUGACAGACCCUAUUACAUGAAUCGGUCUCUGCUGAAGAUUUUGAAAGAACCACGUAUGCAAACUAAGAAGCAGUAGAAGUCCAAACUCUAUUCAUCCUGAGGCGGUGUGUGUGUGACCUUUUCCUCGUCUGCCGUGUCUGUGCAACACUCCUUUCAUAAGUGCUUUGUGUUUGGAAAACUACUCACAACCUUGUUGGCUUUUAUUUGCAUGUUUUAUACCAAAGCUUAUACUGUAAAAUGUGAAGCCAUCGGAAGUCGCAAGGGAAUUGUUAAAAACAUGGAGCAUUUUUAUACUAAGGUCUUUGGUUUUGUAAUUCAUUUUUUGAGUAGAGUGGUUGGAUGCUUUGAAAAUACUAGUGAAUAUGUUGAUAUUCUUUAAAUGUUAGAUUGAAAAAUGAUACGUCUUUUAAAUUGAUAGCUCCCAAUAUAUUUUUUAAAUUACAACUAAAAUACUUCUGCAGGGAAAAUUGGCAAAGUGAAAUCAAAUUUUUAAACUUUUCCCUUGCUCCUGUUUGAUAGGACUGCCCCACUCUGGAUUUUGCUCUAAGUGUAGAAUGUUUCCUAUUAACAAAUUGCCAAUCAUCCAGCCUUUACUACUUCGUCCUCUCUGACAAAGUGCCUUACUGGCUGUUUAAAAUUACCCAGCUUUUGUGGGCAAGUUUACAAAUAUUGUAAAAAAUUUUAAAAAAAACAAACACAAAACCUGCAAUGUUUAUUGAUUAAAACAAGUCUUGCAUUUGUUUUUCUCUUAACUCACUGGUUGGAAACUACUUGUCAUUUCAGUAUGUUUGGUAUCCUCAGUGUAUAGAGUACAUUUUGCAGCAUAAACAGUCUCCCUUGCGCCUAGUGAACAUUCAUGAAUGUGUACUACACGCAAGAAAAAAAAA